This is a messenger RNA of Branchiostoma floridae (Florida lancelet), 4498 nucleotides long. RefSeq lists its product as uncharacterized. The transcript is spliced from 15 exons. Gene Ontology annotation, molecular function: protein binding. NCBI's taxonomy places the organism in Eukaryota, Metazoa, Chordata, Leptocardii, Amphioxiformes, Branchiostomatidae. Bases 349 to 3963 code for a protein of 1204 amino acids. The record is from RefSeq and is a predicted model, not a curated record.
AGUUCUCGCCACGUAAAUGGCAGCACACAUGUAAAUGUUAUUGUUCGAUUUCCCGCGAAGAGGUUCGGUGUUCUUACGGCUCUUUUUUUCGAACGUCGUUAGAGAACGAACAUGGCCGCGUCCUUGUCGACAAAGACGUGAAAACAAGAUUCAGGGAUUUAUUUGUCCAUCAUCAACAACAUCGGUUCUUCUACCUGUUAUCCCUCAUUUCUGGAACGUUUGGACGAUGCUUGGUUUUAUUACGUAACUAUCGUCUGCACGUGAUUGAUGUUGUCCUGGCAACGACGGACAAUGAGAGUGUGCCAUAUGGGAGACUAGUAGUGUGGAGGUUUUCUACAGGGACCAACGAUGAGUUUAAAGACCCUGUACUGCGUGUCGGUGGUGCUGUGUGUCCUCGGCUCUGUCGUGUCCGUGUACUCAACAGCAGCCGGACAGUCGGGCAGUCCAUCUGAACCGACGUCUCCCAAAGCUUCCUCACAAAGUGACGAGUCUCAACGCCUGAAGAGACAACAAAUUCGGUCCUUGUCAGAAAACUGUCCGUAUGAGUGCGACUGCAACCCAGGCACACUGCAGUGUAGUCAAAGCGUCACUAGGGGGAGUCUCACAGAAGUGCCCGACAGACUCGGAAGCUUCACCAAAGCACGACAGUCCAAAACAUUAAAUUUUGAGGGAAAUUCAAUCACCAGGAUUUCUGACGACGACUUUUUCGGCCUAAGCCAGGCGAAAACACUAAAUCUGAGACAUAAUCAACUGACGGUGGUGACCCCUGAUGCCUUCGAAGGACUGGGUUCUCUGCGUGAACUCUCUCUUGACUAUAACAAGAUCAGAGACCUGCCCGUCGACAUAUUUGAUCCACUGGUCAACCUGAGAGUUCUAGAUCUGUCUCACAACGAGCUGACCUUGGAUGACCCCGAGGACACACCCUUUCUGACGUCACAUGGCCUUCAACACAUCCAGACACUAGACCUGAGUAACAACGCUGUCCAGGCGCUCUGGGAUUUCACGCUGGCGGGACUGGAACAGCUGACCACUCUCAUUCUUGACGACAACCCGCUGCAAGACGUUCGGCGGAAUGUCUUCGCCAGGACACCUAGUCUCCAGGAACUGUCCCUGGUGGAUGUGGGUCUACAACCCGAGGUUCUUCUCAGAGAGCUGGGUAACCUCCCUAACCUCAAACGCAUUCACCUUGGUAACGGACGUGACCCGUGCGGCUGCGCAUGGGCAAAGCUGAAAGCGAGGCUGAAGAAGGGAGGCGUGGUUAUUGUAGACCAAGACGCGGUGUCCGAGUGUGGAGAGGGAGGUCUGAGAGUUUGUGUCGACACGGAGUCUAAGAAUGCCGUUAGGAAAGACGAUGUCCCGAACAAUAACAAAGCAGUCAAGCUGUCGUGGAAGUCAGUCAACUAUGGUCCGCCAUCUGAGAAGCACAGCAGUGCUCAGAACCCACCACUAGAAAAGGGCUUCAAUGGCUAUAAACCUAAGAAGACAACACCAUCUCAACUCAAGGACAGGCUCUUACAUACAGAAGGCAAGGAAAGAGUGAGUUCUAGAACCGACACCUUGCCAUGGCGGCACCCCGGCAAAAUGAAGGCACCCGCGCAGGACCGACUAUACUCCAACGUGGCGUCGGAAACAUCUGAGAAGCACAGCAGCGCCCAGAUCCCACCGCUAGAAAAGGGUUUCAACGGUUAUAAACCUAAGAAGACAACGACAUCUCAACUCGUAAACAUCGUUAAAGACAUGCUCCUACAUACAGAAGGUAAGGAAAGUGUGAAUUCUAGAACCGACACCUUGCCAUGGCGGAACAUCGGCAAAAUGAAGGCACCCGCUCAGAACGAUGCCCAGAACAAGAACAAAGCAGUGAAGCUGUCAUGGAAGUCACUCAACUAUAGUCCGCCAUCUGAGAAGCACAGCAGUGCCCAGAACCCACCACUAGAAAAGGGCUUCAAAGGCUAUAAACCUAAGAAGACGACGUCAUCUCAACUCGUACGUAUCGUCAAGGACAGGCUCUCACAUACAGAAGGUAAGGAAAGUGUGACAGGAACCGACACCUUGCCAUGGCGGCACCCCGGCAAGAUGAAGUCACCCGCUCAGGACCAACUAUACUCCAAGGAAAGUGUAAGUUCUGGAACCGACGCCUUGUCAUGGUGGAACCCCGGCAAGAUGAAGUCAUCCGCUCAGGACCAACUAUACUCCAAGGAAAGUGUAAGUUCUGGAACCGACACCUUGCCAUGGUGGAACCCCGGCAAGAUGAAGGCACCCGCUCAGGUGGCAUCGGAAAAAUCUCCCGCCAGCUUUCCUUGGUGGCAUCCAGAUUACGUCAGGACGUUUCAGGGAUUCGGGAUGAUGAAAUCGCCGAUGUCUGAGAACGAAGUAGAACCUUGGUGGCAUCCGGAAUAUGAUAGUGUACACCAAGCACGUGGACAGCAUUUUCAGUUCGUUCCUCAAAAGCACCCGACAUCAACUGGUUUCUACAAAACUUCAGCGAGACAGAGUCAAACAUAUGGUACGCCAAGCAGAACUGGUCAUCGCAACGCAUACAACAGAGCAAAGUCAUCAAUGGAAAGUUAUGCCGACGUGGUCAAGUCUCUUUAUGGAAGCCCGCACAGAAAUGGCAACUACGCCCGGCCCAACCAGUACGGUAGAAGUGGACUCCAAGAUAACAGUCGCAGUCGUCCGGCCAUCGGUCGACCUCUUCACGAAUAUGUGCACGACAAAGACAGUGGAACACAGCACAGAAAGUCUGUGCAUUCACCCACAGUAUCUUCAUACCGUACUAAAUACGUCCACUAUGACCAAGACAACGAUUUAUAUGAGACACGGUCCAGACAAGUCCAAAACAACCCGAGUCAAAAUUACGUUGACAAAAAGUUGCAGCACCACAACCACAUCAAAAACAUCUUGACAGAAAUCAAGAAAACAAGCAACUACGUCCGGCCCGACCAGUACGGUAGAAGUGGACUCCAAGAUGACAGUCGCAGUCGUCCGGCCAUCGGUCGACCUCUUCACGAAUAUGUGCACGACAAAGACAGAGGAACACAGCACAGAAAGUCUGGGCAUUCACCCACAGUAUCUUCAUACCGUACUAAAUACGUCCACUAUGACCCAAACAACGAUUUAUAUGAGACACGGUCCAGACAAGUCCAAAACAACCCGAGACAAAAUGACGUUGACAAAAAGUUGCAGCACCACAACAACAUCAAAAACGUAUUAACAGAAAUCCAGAAAUCGAGCAUUUCUUUGGGAGGAAGGAAGAUGCUUAACUAUAUGGGAAAUGGGAGGAAGGCCGGCCGACAUGGCUCCAGGAAGAAAGGCGAGCAGACAGACGAGAUGUCUCAAAGGGAGCACGGACGUCGUGGCGGGAACGAAUGGCUGUACGACUUAUGGAAACGGAAAGCGUCUGAAAAAGCUGCCAGCGAAAGAGAAACUGCACUCGAUGACAGCCAGUAUCUAAUGAAAGAGGAAGAGGAGGACUUUAAAAGAUUGAGGGAGAAAGUAAAGAAGUUGAGAACGAAGAUUCACCGCAUGGAAGAACUUGAAGAGGAGAGGAGAGAGUACGGUGAAAAGAAACAAGUUUCUUCCAAAUCUAAGCCCAAGGAAUCAGAAGCGCCCCCUGACAGCCGGGCGAGGAGGUACAUGGUGCCUAUCCUGUUACCCUUCGCCUGCGUCGUGGUGGUGCUCGUCAUUGCUCUGGUCGUCAAGCAUCUCAGCUCUCGCCGCCAAGGCGCUCAAAAGGAGGAGGGUGACGACCAGUGUGACUGGCUGACAAAAUUCACGAAAAAGGCGAAGAAGAAAGUCAAGAGACCUAUCUGGGCGCUGGGUCGGGGCGAAAAACAGCUGAAGAUCAACCGGAAACAGGCCAUGAGUCUGGCCGGCGACCAGGAGGACUCUGAAGACGAAGAACUGUUCGAUGUCAAAGAAGAAAAAUCAGUUCCCUUCAAGGCUUACAGAAAAAGCCGACAGUAAGGAAGGAAACAACAACUCUGUGGAUUUCUGCCUUCUCAACCCUUCCACAUCAGCAUCCUACAGUUUCCUGUAACUCCACGUCUUCACACAAUAUUUCAACGUGAUGUUAAGAACCGGACCCGAUACAACGAUGACUGUUCCACAAUGACUAUACCCUGCUAGAAACAUUUACAUGGCCACCUGCCACUACAGAAGCAUUCCAGUGAACCGGGAACAAUUACUGAUGUUGAAGAAGACUUUGUCACAUACCCACGACUCUGCGCCGUUCCAAGGCUAAUACAUGCACAUGUGUAUGUUUUACUCUAGAAUGGAGGAAAGCACUCAACCAACCAACUGGAAGUAUUUUGCUGAUACUAGUAGUAGUUUCAUUUAUUUGUAACAAUGCCACACAUGAAAUCAGACAUUAAGAUGAUCUUCAAAAAGUUUGUAUGAUGCCUCCUCUUCUUGAAGCUUUUAUGACAUUUAUCAUAUCCUCAUAUACCACAACUUUCACUUCAAUUACGAUCAAUCAAGAGCAAUAAAAAUGGCAGAGCAU